This is a messenger RNA of Microthlaspi erraticum, 1347 nucleotides long. NCBI's taxonomy places the organism in Eukaryota, Viridiplantae, Streptophyta, Magnoliopsida, Brassicales, Brassicaceae. The record is from the annotation of a GenBank genome assembly.
AUGGGUUCAAAGUUUCAUGCACUCAUGUAUCCAUGGCUUGGAACUGGCCAUUUGACUCCGUUCUUGCAUCUUGCCAAUAAAAUGGCUGAGAAGGGUCAUAGGGUUACUUUCUUGCUUCCCAAGAAAGCUACGAAACAGUUUGAACAUCUCAAUCUGUUUCCAGACAACUUUGUUUUUCACACUAUCACUAUCCCUCGUGUCGACGGUCUCCCCGUCGGCGUCGAGUCAACCUCUGAAAUCCACUUGUCAUCAGCGAAGCUCUUGGCUUCGGCUAUGGACCUCACACGUGGUCAGGUUGAGGAUGUGGUCGGAGCCGAGAAACCGGACCUGAUCUUCUUCGACUUUGCUCAUUGGAUUCCGGAAAUAGCUAGAGAGUUUGGCGUCAAGGCUGUGCACUACCUCCUGUGGUCUGCAUCGAGUAUAGCUCUUUCUCUUGCCCCACGUGUUGAGUUAGGUGUUCCUCCGCCGGGAUAUCCUUCAUCGAAGGUGCUGCUUCGUAAACAAGAUGUUUACUCCAUCAAGUCCUUAACCGACAACGAUAACGAUAACAUACCAGGUUUCGUUGAACGAGUCUUUACAGGUCUUAUGACCUGCGACGUCAUUGCUACAAAGACAACAAGAGAAAUCGAAGGAAAAUAUUGCGACUAUAUCAGAGAGAAUUGCAAGAAAAAGGUUCUCUUGACGGGUCCAAUGUUCCCUAAGCCAGACAAGACUAGACAGCUAGAAGAACAAUGGAGCACCUGGCUAAGUGGGUUUGGACCAGACUCAGUGGUGUUCUGUGCAUUGGGAACAGAAGUCAAUUUGGAGAAAGAUCAGUUUCAAGAGCUCUGCUUAGCAAUGGAGCUAACAGGCUUACCGUUUCUUGUAGCGGUUAAGCCACCAAGAGGCGUAUCAACGAUUCAAGAGGCACUGCCGGAUGGAUUCGAGGAGCGGGUUAAAGGACGAGGAGUUGUUUCGGGAGGAUGGGUCCAACAGCCAUUGAUACUGUCUCAUCCAUCGGUGGGGUGCUUUGUGAGCCAUUGUGGGUUUGGAUCAACGUGGGAGGCUUUGUUGAGUGAUUGUCAGAUAGUGUUGCUACCUCAGGAAGCUGAGCAGGUCGUCAACACAAGAUUGAUGAGUGAGGAACUCGAGGUUGCGGUUGAAGUGGCAAGAGAUGAAACUGGAUGGUUCUCGAAAGAGAGCUUGCGUGAUGCUAUCAAUAGUGUGAUGAAGAGGGACAGCGAGCUUGGGGAUCUGGUGAAGAAGAAUCACACCAAGUUGAGGGAGACACUAGCUAGUCCUGGACUAAUGGACGGUUAUGCUGAUAAUUUCAUAGGAGCACUGCAGGAUCUCAUUAUCCAAACAUGA